GCUUGGGAAAAUGAACACAUCAAGUGGCAUCCAGAACAUUUUUGUGGACUUUAUUAUUUAUCAAUUCCUACUGAAGCAUUGUGGAUGCCAGAUAUAACUAUUGAAGAGAUGACAGAGAUGGAUAAGGCUCCUCCGAGUCCUUUUCUCAGAGUUUUUUACUCCGGUACGGUCAGACGUCUGAAUGAUAUGGUGUUGGUUAGCACUUGCAAGAUGCAAGUUUACAAAUUCCCGUUUGACAUUCAGAGCUGUGACCUAUCUUUCAAGUCUGUCAUGCACUCUGUCGAGGAAAUACAGCUUCAUGAACUUUUAGGCCCUUCAGAAGUCCUAAGGUGGUCACACAAGUUGAUGCGGACCCAGUACGAGUGGCUGUUCAUCAACAUGAGCAUCACCAACAAAAAUGUCAGCACUCUUGGCAUUGAACAAAGCAUGAUUGUUUACACUAUCACCAUGAAGAGGCGGUCUCUCCUGCACAUUGUCAACUUCAUGCUUCCUGUCCUGUUCUUCUUGUGUCUGGACUUGUCCUCCUUCCUGAUCUCAGACAGAGGGGGCGAGAAGCUCAGCUUCAAGGUCACUGUGCUGCUUGCUGUCACUGUGUUACAACUUAUUCUGAAUGAAAUUCUGCCUUCCACGUCAGACAAGAUUCCACUUAUAGUGACUUACUGUAUUGGGAGUUUUGCAUUGAUGAUGCUCAGCCUCCUGGAGACGAUUUUGGUGAUGCAUCUGAUGGACAAACACUCUGCAUCCCAAGACAAUGAGGCAAACAAAGACCAAAGCCUGAGUGAGGACUGUGGGGACAAACAUGGCAGUGUCAACUUACACAGCUGUUUGAGAGACAAGAAAUGGACUCAAAGUGGGUCUGCCUGUGACGUGUCUACUGUUAAAUCUCAAUCUGAACUGCUGUCAGUGGCCAAAGAGGGUAGCAGCAGCAAAUUGACAGAGGAGUCCCAUGACUCUGAAAAGGUCUCAGAUGACCUGAGGGAGGUGUUGAAAACACUGACAGUGCUCCUCAACAGCAGGAAGGAAGAACAAAAGCCCGGCUACUGGACAAGAGUGGCUAAAAGAAUCAACAAAGUUUUCUUCAUUGUCUAUGUCACUGUGGCCGGUCUGUUUUUUGCUUAUAUCUUUUUAAAGUGGUACAAGGCAGAUGAUCAGUAGUGCUACAGUUGAUUGAUUGAAGUCAUUGUUCCAUUUAACAUGGACCUUAACACAUUUGUUGUCUGUGUUCACCCCUGUAGUUGCAGAAAAAAAUCUACCCCAUGUUGCUUUAUGUAUGCCAUUGAGGGUUCACAGUUGCUAUGAACCAACUACAUGGAACUACAGGGAAAUUUGUUUUUGAAGACUGACAGCAACUUAAGCUGCAGUUUACUGUGCUGAUUACAAAACCUCUGCAAUCAAAUGAUUACUAUUGUUGUUAAUGUCAUUCUAAGUCAGCAUUACUUUGUGCUAUUCCACUGUGAACAGAAAGUUCAGUUCUAUCUCACACAGGCUCCGCUACGUAUCGGUAGCGACGUCCUAUUGGUCAGCUACAUGCACGAUAAAAUUUCAGUGGGCAAGUGCGUGCAUGUGAUUGGAGGAGGUAGUACCCUAGAGUCCAGUAGAGGGCUCCGCCUGUGCUUAUAGAACUAGGGUUACCAUAUCGUGACCCUCGUUUUAUAGCACAGCGCAGUCUCAGUCAAGAUCAGUUUUUCAGUUCACUUAAGUUUAUAGCUGAUCUUUUUUAAGCAAACCAAAUUGGUAUAACAGCUGACCCAAAAUUUUGACCUGCAAAUAAAUGAUUUUCUGACAGUGUUGAUGGACAAUUAAUCAGGUGUUGUGACCCCCCUCAAACUGCACGUUUAACAACAUCUGAUCUGGCAGAAAGUCGGCCUGAUUGUAAUAUUAGUCGGGAGCAAAAAUCUGGCUUAAUCCUAACAGUGUAAAUAUCAUACAAUGGAUACAUUUGAUCUGGAAUGGAUUAUUGAAUUACAUGUGUUGUAAAUUUUUCUUACAAAGAAAAGCCUACUGAUGUCUUCAGUCAUGUGACUCUUGCCUUGCAGGUUGUAGUGGACCUUUGAGAGUCAAGUCUCCUAUUCUAACAAAUUGUUCUGAUGCGGGGCUGGACUGGGACAAAAACUUGGCACUGGCAUUUUUGGCCGAGGCGGCCCACCAAAAUGUCGGACACCCACUCACAAAUACACCAUUGAUCCAUUUAGGGGUUCAGGUUUGGGGUGUGAUGAAACACUGAGAUGUAAAAUUUGCACAAGAUUGUUGUCCAUAACUACAAGACAAGAAUAUGUAUUUAAUAGGCCUACUAUUUCAAAAAAUAUUUAUAGAUGAAAUGUUUGAUAGGGGGGUCUGGGGGU
Molecule: messenger RNA, 2342 nt
Organism: Micropterus salmoides (largemouth bass)
Lineage: Eukaryota; Metazoa; Chordata; Actinopteri; Centrarchiformes; Centrarchidae
Product: 5-hydroxytryptamine receptor 3A-like
Exons: 7
Biological process (GO): monoatomic ion transmembrane transport; nervous system process; signal transduction
Cellular component (GO): synapse; membrane; neuron projection
Molecular function (GO): extracellular ligand-gated monoatomic ion channel activity; neurotransmitter receptor activity; transmembrane signaling receptor activity
Source: RefSeq, a predicted model, not a curated record